AUGUGUAUAUAGAAAUAUAUUUAAUUACCUCAAGACAUGGCCAGUAAAUUAUUUUAUACGUAUAACUAAUAUUCUAGAAUUAUUUAUCCUGGUCAAACUUCAAUUGAUUGGGCACAGGAGAUACAUAAGUAAGCAUCAUGAUCAUCAUCUUAUACGACAUUGAUUUCAUAUGCUGUUCCUUGCAGUGCAGAAUAGAUAAAAAAUGUAUGUCUUUAAGACCUACAUAUUUAUACUGAAGAAUUUCCUAUCUGAACAGAAGAAUUUACAUAUCUAUGCAAGUACCAUAAUAAUAUUUAUCGACUAUAAAUUAUAGUUAUAACUUAUCGAUAUAUGGUGAACUCCAAGUGAUCAAUCAUAUGCUGUGAUCAUUAAGAACUGUGUACGAAGAGUGAUAUAUUUGCAUACACAAUUUAUUAUAAUGAAAUAACAGCUUUUCUUUAAAUAAAUUGUGAAAGAAUUUCAUACUUCAUAAUCUUAUCUAUUUCAUUCACCACAAUGGAAACAAUAAUUCCAAUUAUCGAUUUGGAUAAAUUAACCGAACCAAACACUGACAUUACAAAAUUUCCUAACCACCUGGCUCAAAUUGUUGAUCAAAUUCGCGAUGCCUUGCACAAAGUUGGGUUCAUGUAUUUGACAAAUCAUCGGAUUUCAAACGAGGUGAUUAAUUCUGCUUUCACCGCAAGUGCAAAUUUUUUCAAUUUAGAUCAGGAACUGAAGGAAAAGUAUAGAAAAAUACCAAUCAAUACGAACCACGGAUGGAUUAAAGCAGGACAAGAACUGCUUCAUCCUAACUCAGUAUUUGAGUUAAGAGAAGGUUUCGACUUUGUGUCUGGCGAAGGACGCCCAAUCCUCGAAUGUCCAGAUUUUAGUCCAACAAUGGACACAUUUAAAAGGGAGUGUCAGAAGUUUAUGAAAUUAGUUCUCCUUCCACUAUUAUCUCGUUCUCUAGGACUGGAUGACCCCAACUUCUUUAACAACUGUUGUACUCAUCUAGAUGACUCAAAUGCAGGCAACGAAUGCGACUUGAGAGCCAUUUAUUAUCCUCCAAUUCCAAAUGAAACAGAAAUUCCGGUAGGAACUAUUCGAUGCGCGGAACACACUGACUACGAAUUGUGCACCCUACUCUUUCAAGAUGACAUUGGUGGAUUAGAGGUCAAGACAUCCUUGGGAAAGUGGACUUCUGCCACCCCUAUCCCCGGCUCAAUUCUUGUAAACACUGGAGACCUUUUGGAACAAUGGACUUCCGGUUACUUUCCAGCAACGAAACACCGAGUGAUUAUUCCAGGGAAGGAGAUCGAUAGGCGGAUGACGAGAUAUUCUUUCGCAUACUUUUUUGCUCCGGAUAAUUCAACCAUAAUUUCCCCGUUAACAAGCAGAUCAUCUAUUCUGCAGAAGUUUUGUAACGGUGAGGAAAACUAUUGGAAUGAUAAAGCUUCAACUGCUCCAACUGCGUAUGAACACAUCAUUGCAAAAGUUAAGGCAGCUUAUCAAUAUUAAUUAAUUUGCGUAUCAUACAUAUGAACUGAUGGACUAUGUAUAGCACAUAAGAAACAAUUGACAAUAAAAAUGUAUGCAGUCGUAGUACAAAAUUUCGCCAA
Molecule: messenger RNA, 1598 nt
Organism: Folsomia candida
Lineage: Eukaryota; Metazoa; Arthropoda; Collembola; Entomobryomorpha; Isotomidae
Product: 2-oxoglutarate-Fe(II) type oxidoreductase ppzD
Exons: 4
Coding region: 496-1497 (333 amino acids)
Molecular function (GO): dioxygenase activity
Source: RefSeq, a predicted model, not a curated record